GCCCUCUCUCGGAUUCUAGCAGCUACCAUCCACUUCCUGAUACCUCAUUUGCGCUGCGCGCGUCUGAGCUUGUGUCACUCUGUCCUCGCUGGUGCCUCUCUCGUGGUUGCGUAGCGCACGUCAGAUCCCAAGACAAGGCAUUUCCUGCACGCUCACUCCUCCUUCACGACUUUUCUGACAAAGAAUGCUGGCAACGAUCGAAACUAUUCGGUAUCUUCAGGACUUUGGGUCGCGGGACUGGGGCUCGUCUCCAGCAGCAGAAAUGGACCUGGAUGUGAUCGAGGAGUACCUCCAGGAGCACUCGGGGGAGGUCCAGCAGGCAGGCCCCACGUCCCACUGCAGGAACGAGGAAGAGCCCAGCAUCAUAGAGAACAGCUGGUCAGGCCGCUUUGCAUAUGAGUGGCACUACAGCACCAUGUCCAGGGUGGUGGAGGAGAAGACCCCCGAGCUGCCACCGCAGCAGGCCACGUGGCUCAGCCCAUCCCACACGGAGUGGGGGCACUGCCAGUACGCAUAUGACGCCAACCCCAGCAGCGACUCCGACACCCAGUCCACCAGCUCUGGGUCACACGACUACCCCCCCUCGCCCCCCAUGGAAAGAAGAGGGAAGAGGGCCUGCGACAGCCUGCCUCUCGCCCCCAUCACAGGAAAGAAGAAAGAGCGCCUCUUCCAGUUCCUGUACGAGAUGCUGCAGAACCCCGACAUGCGCAGCUGCAUCUGGUGGGUGCAGUCGGGCGACGGCACCUUCCAGUUCUCCUCGCAGAACAAGGAGAAGCUGGCCCAGAUGUGGGGGCGCCGCAAGGGCAACCGCAAGACCAUGACCUACCAGAAGAUGGCGCGCGCGCUCCGGAACUACUCCCGCACCGGGGAGAUCUGCAAGGUGAAGAGGAAGCUCACCUACCAGUUCAACGAGGGCACCCUCAGGGGCCUCCAGGGAACCUCCUGCAGGACUGGAGGGUGUUAGUGAGGCCCGAAACAGGGGGGCCCGGCCACAGAUGAGAGGGGGAGGACUUAAAUACUGAGUAUUUGCGGGACCGUAGGCUGCGGUCAAGAACUUUCCAUGGCUUUCACUGUAAUUCAGUCACAGGGCAAUCCCAACCAUUGGGCAUGAGCAGAGCUUUGGAGAGAGGCGAAUCAAACAGGCGUGAAUACGUGAACGCAAUUCUAAUGAUAGCUGGGCAAUCACCAGAAGAGGGUGAGAGACUACAAUUGACAAAAAGGAAAGUCCAUUGGCUUUAAGGAAUAUUUGUAAAUCCAAGGAUUGUCGAGUUCUAAGAACUACUUUAUAAGUAGAGGUUACAGGCAUUUGGA
This is a messenger RNA of Megalops cyprinoides (Indo-Pacific tarpon), 1311 nucleotides long. Its product is annotated as transcription factor Spi-B. The record is from RefSeq and is a predicted model, not a curated record. Gene Ontology annotation, biological process: regulation of transcription by RNA polymerase II; cell differentiation. NCBI's taxonomy places the organism in Eukaryota, Metazoa, Chordata, Actinopteri, Elopiformes, Megalopidae. The coding region runs from base 185 to 964 and encodes 259 amino acids. Gene Ontology annotation, cellular component: nucleus. Gene Ontology annotation, molecular function: sequence-specific DNA binding; DNA-binding transcription factor activity, RNA polymerase II-specific. The transcript has 6 exons.